Messenger RNA from Diaporthe citri, 240 nucleotides. RefSeq lists its product as uncharacterized. The coding region runs from base 1 to 240 and encodes 79 amino acids. The transcript has 2 exons. NCBI's taxonomy places the organism in Eukaryota, Fungi, Ascomycota, Sordariomycetes, Diaporthales, Diaporthaceae. The record is from RefSeq and is a predicted model, not a curated record.
AUGUCUGGAAUUCCGCCGACCGUGGGAGGGCACAAUGAGAGCAAGUCUGGGAAGGGGCAGGGCCAGGGCCAGGGGCAGGGAAGUGGUGUCUCUCUGGAUACUCUAAAUGCCGAUGCGAAUGCCGGCACGACCGCCGUCAAGAGCACCUCCAAGGCGUCUAGUACCAAAGGCGGAUCCUCGGGCUCGGGCGGAAACUCAGGAAAGUCCAAUGUGAUUUUUGGAAAGUGGUAUAUGCUGUGA